Ctenopharyngodon idella (grass carp) is the source of this 4608-nucleotide messenger RNA. RefSeq names its product protein NLRC3-like. NCBI's taxonomy places the organism in Eukaryota, Metazoa, Chordata, Actinopteri, Cypriniformes, Xenocyprididae. The coding region runs from base 65 to 2683 and encodes 872 amino acids. The record is from RefSeq and is a predicted model, not a curated record. The transcript is spliced from 6 exons. Gene Ontology annotation, molecular function: protein binding.
GAGGUUUUUGUUGAGACGCCAUUUCAGAGGUGGAACAAGAAACCAACAAAAGUCAUUAUUAUAUAUGUGUGGUGAGACACUGAACAUCCUGAGGAAGAUGAACCACAACAAUAUUCCUGAACAGUUAGAGAACACACACAAGGAUGUGCAGAUGAGCAGUAACACUGACACUGGAGUCAGUGUUGAUGUAACAGCUGACACAGGUGCAAGUGUAAAUGCUCCUGUACUCACUGGAAACAUUAUCACAGGCCCAGUACACAUUAACUACAUCUUAAACCCUCCAGUACACAAUACACCAACAAGGAUCAAUGAAGGUUUAACUGCAAAGGACAGUAAAGUUAAUAUUCAUCAUUACGGAAAUAUCAGCCUCAGACUGAAGAACAAUUUACAAGAGGAUUACAAGCGGAUAUUAGUUGGUAAUUCACAAACAGGUCAUUGGGGACACCUGAAGGAUAUUUGUAAUCUAUAUGUGGUGGAGAAAGAGACUGGAAGAACAGUGAGUGACCAUGAUGUGAUAGAGAUUGAAUCUACCAACCGAUUUACUGCCAAUGACACACCGAUCCAGUGCAAUGACAUAUUCAAAGAUCAUAUGGGUCGACAAAACAGAAAAGUGCUGACAAUGGGCAUCGCAGGGGUGGGAAAAACAGUCUCAGUCAAUAAAUUCAUCCUUGACUGGGCUGAAGGAAAAGAAAAUCAGGAUAUACUCUUCGUAUUUCCACUCCCAUUCCGUAGACUGAAUUUAAUUAAACAAAAAAAAUACAGUCUCAUGGAACUGCUUAACAAAUACUUCUUUAGAUGUCCGGAAGGACUGUCCUCUCUUCCUGAAGAUGACUGUAAGGUCAUGUUCAUCUUUGAUGGGCUGGAUGAAUGUCACCUCUCUUUGAACUAUGAAGAGGACGACAGAUUUACAGAUGUGCAUAAGAAAACUACAGUAAGUAAGAUAAUUACAAACCUGAUCAAGAGAUAUCUGGUUCCCUCUGCUCUCAUCUGGAUCACAUCCAGACCUGCUGCAGCCGGUCUGAUAACACAAGGCUACAUUGAUCAGGUGACAGAGGUGCGAGGAUUCAACGAUGAGCAGAAAGAGCAAUACUUCAUCAGAAACAGCAGUCCUGAGGUUGCUGGAAACAUCAUCCGUCACAUCAGGAAAUCCAGGAGCCUGUACAUUAUGUGCCACAUCCCCGUCUUCUGCUGGAUCUCUCUCACUGUUCUUCAGCUUCUACUGGCUAAAGAGAGUAACGACAAAACACCAACAACUCUCACAGGGAUGUACACAAGCUUUUUACUUUCUCAGAAGCAACAGAUGAAAACAAAAUGCUGUGAUCAUCCUGAACCUAAAACCAAAGCCAAGUCUUUUGAUCAGAUUCUUCUGAAGCUUGGGAAACUGGCCUUUAAACAGCUGGAGAAAGAUAAUCUGAUUUUCUACAAAGAAGAUCUUGAGGAGUGUGGACUAGAUGUCAGUGAUGGGUUAUUCACUCAGAUCUUUCAGACAGAAAAAGCUGUGUCAGAGACAAAGAUUUAUAGCUUCAUACAUCUCAGCGUCCAGGAGUUCCUCACUGCUCUCUAUGUGUUUUUCAAAUACAAAUACUACGGAAGAAAUGCCUUUCUUCUGAAAUGGAAACUCACCAAAACAUCAUUAUUUGACCUUCAUAAGUCUGCAGUCAACAAGGCUUUAAAAAGCAAGAACGGACACCUGGACCUUUUCCUUCGGUUCCUCUUGGGUCUCUCUCUGGAGUCCAAUCAGAGUGACCUGAAGGAACUGCUGCCAAUGCUGGAACUGAAAACAGAGAAUGUCAAAGACACUGCUGACUAUAUCAGACAGAUGAUAGACAAGGAGAAAUCAGUAGAGAAAUCCAUUAACCUCUUCUACUGCCUAAGUGAACUGAAAGAGGACUUUGAGGAGGACAUCCAGAAGUAUCUGAGCUCAAGAAAUCUUUCAGCACAGAAUCUCUCCUCUGCUCAGUGGUCAGCUCUGGAGUUUGUGCGGCAGAUUUCAGAAGAGACUCAAGAUAAGUUUGAAUUGCAGAAAUACAGAAGAUCUGAAGAAGCACUGAGGUUGCCAGCGAACCAAAACACCAGAAGAGCACUUGUGGAUCAUGGAGGAGAGAUCAGAAUGACAGCAGGACCAAGAAAGUAUGCCUGUGAUCUCACACUGGAUCCAAACACAACACACAAACGUCUCAUUCUGUAUGAGGACAACAGGAAAGUGAAACAUGUGAAAGAGCAUCAGCUGUAUCCUGAUCAUCCAGAGAGAUUUGCUGAUGUUCCUCAGGUUCUGUGUCGAGAGACUCUGACAGGACGCUGUUACUGGGAUGUUGAAUGGAGUGGCUGGGUUAAUAUAUCAGUGUCAUAUAAAGGAAUCAGCAGAAAAGGAUGGAGUGAAGACUGUAAGUUGGGAUCCAAUGACAAAUCCUGGAGUCUCUUCUGCACUGAUAAUAGAUUCACUGUCCAUCACAAUAAUGACAGCACCGACUUACUGGCUCCUUCACCCCGGUCUGACAGAGUAGGAGUGUAUGUGGACGUGUCGGCCGGCACUCUGUCCUUCUACAGUGUCUCUGACACACACACACUCACACACUUACACACAUUCAACACCACAUUCACUGAAUCCCUCUAUGCUGGAUUUAGGGUUGAUUAUGCUUCUUCAGUUUCUCUGUUUCAGAUUAAAACAGAAACACACACUUAACUAAAACUGAGAGAUAAACUAUAUGUAUUUAAAAUAUACAGUAGGUAGUCAACCAAAAUACCUAUUACUGCUGUGUGUGCUACUGCCGCAAGGCUGUGGCGUUAAAUACAACCCAGUCACAUGUGACACACAUUCGUUAAAUCAUCACCAGUUGGUGCAAAGGGAUGGUUUGCAACAUUGCGCUGUAAGGCUGGAAAGUAAAUGAAGAUUAAUUAAUUUUCUGUUAAUUAUAAUAAUAAUAUAUCAUUAAAACAUUUAAUCUUGGCUGAUUAUUCACCAUAUAAUUGCUUAAUGUUACAGCUAUUUGACUACUGUUACAGUAAAUUAUUAUUAGCCAGCAUUUUAGAUUAUUUCACAUGAGGUGUGCAAACUGACUGAGAUCGUUUUUCCUAUUUAGCACCUAAACUCUGGAACUAGCAUUGUUCGGGAAGCAUUCUGUCAGUUUAAAUCUAGACUUAAAACACAUCUCUUUAACCUGUGAUACACAUAACACACUAACACAUUUCUAUAAUUCAAAUACAUUAAUGAAUUAUUUGUUUGCAUAAAUUUGGUCAACUGGAAAAGGGAACACUUCCUAUAACACCCGAUGUACUUCGUAAGUAGAAUGGCAUCUACGCUAAUAUUAGUCUGUCUGUUUCAUUCUUAUCCCGAGGUUACUGUAGUCAUCUGUAUCCAGGCCGUAUCCAGAUCAGAUGGAGGACCUGCACCUAGACACGACAGCAGCCCUGAAUGUCAGAGGAGACCAUGACAACUAAACGAGUCAUUGAGACAGCGCCUGUGAAUACCUCAUUGACAUGACAGCCAUCGGCACAGAUCCUCAGCAGACCACAAGAACCAGACAAGUCCUCUGCACAGACCCCUAUGACCAGUUUCGAUUCUUGCCACCAUUCGGCGUUGUGAUGUAUCCCAAUCUUCAAGCAGAAAGAACUGGAUGAAAUAUUAAGAUUGAUAGCAAUCUGCAAUCUGACUUGCGAUGCAGCCUGGAAUCAAAAUCGCAUCAUGUUGGUUUGUUGGCCAGAGGAGAACUGCAUGUUCGUUACGUUACACAGUUAUUGAUCUGAACUGAAUCAAUGCUGAACUGAUUUAAACUGAAUAAUGACUGUUUACUGUUGUCUUUUUAGAGCUGCUAUAUGUAAAAUUUUGAACAGGGUCAUUUUUGUAAAUUCAGUUAAUAUUGUCUGGUGGAUUAAUCUGCACAGUAUGCUGCAGAAAAUGUAUUACAAUUUCAUAAAAUUACAUUUCAAAAGAUCACAUAACACCAAGAUGAUUAAUGAUUCAUGUGUAUGUAUUUAUUUUUAUGGAUCAUACUUUUCUUUACUCAUUCUCAUCAAUCUAUCAUAUUAUUAAUAUAUUCUAUUUGACUUAUGUCUUGUGCUUCCUUUAAGCUGUGUUUGAGUGCAUUCAUUGAAAAAAAAAAAAAAAAAAAACAGGGACAUUUCUGAAAUGCUUCGGAAAUGGGGAUCGUCCCCAGAAACCCCUUGAAAAUCUUAACUGAGUGAACAUAAAUGCCAUAAUCAUUCUGUCAAGGCGUAUUGGCUUAUGAUAGUUGAACAACAGAAGAUCAACUGGAAUAAAAUGUUUAAUAAUUCAUUUUAAACAUUUAAUAAUUCAUAACUUCAAAAAGCUUACGCUGUAUGUCCUACGCCUUCCCUAUUCUACUUACAGAAAAAACGGAACUGGUGCUGCACUCGUUCCGUAAGUUGAAUAGGGAAGACGUAGGACAUACAGUGUAAGCUUUUUGAAGUUAUGAAUUAUUAAAUGUUAAAAAUGAAUUAUAGAGUUGUAAAAUCAUAAAAUGUUAUUAAUAAAUUAAUAAAAUGAAUUAAUUUGAACUAAUGAUCCCAUGAUGCAUCCCCUAAAAGGUUCUAUAUAUGAAGUGCCUGACAGAACCCUUUAAGCUUCUGUAUAGAGCCUUUUCUUCUAAG